Tupaia belangeri chinensis (Chinese tree shrew) is the source of this 807-nucleotide messenger RNA. RefSeq names its product vomeronasal type-1 receptor 4-like. Bases 1 to 807 code for a protein of 268 amino acids. The transcript is spliced from 3 exons. Gene Ontology annotation, biological process: G protein-coupled receptor signaling pathway. The record is from RefSeq and is a predicted model, not a curated record. Gene Ontology annotation, cellular component: membrane. Gene Ontology annotation, molecular function: pheromone receptor activity. Lineage: Eukaryota; Metazoa; Chordata; Mammalia; Scandentia; Tupaiidae.
AUGAGCAAUGAGAAGUUGCGAAUGAUGCAGAAGAGAAUGCGUCACAGAACCAGCUCUGAACUCCAGGCUCAGAAGGAGACUAUGUCACUGGGAGCUGACAGGAUGGCCAUCUGGAAGUUAGCAAUAGGAACGACGUUUUUACUGCAGACUGGAGUUGGAGUUCUGGGGAAUUUCUCUCUUCUUUGCCACUAUCUCUACCUUUACUGCACGAAAUGCAGGUUUAGGCCCACAGAUCGGAUCCUCCAGCACCUGACUGUAGCCAACUGCUUUGUCACUCUCUCCAAAGGAGUCCCGGAAACGCUGGCAGCUUUUGGACUGACACAUUUCCUGGGUGAUCUUGGGUGCAAACUUGUUUUCUAUCUUCACAGAGUGGGCAGGGAUGUGUCCAUGGGCACCACCUGCCUCCUGGGUGUCUUCCAGCUGGUCACCAUCAGUCCCAGGAGCUCCAGGUGGCCGGGACUUAAAGUGAAAGCUCCCAGGUAUCUGGGCACCUCCAGCAUCCUCUGCUGGGUCUUGAACCUGGGGCUAAAUAUUACAGUUUUCAUGAAUAUGACUGGCAGGAGGAGCAACCAAAAUAGCUCAAAGGAAAUGGAUUUGGGGUACUGUUACGCUGUCCUUCAAGAGAAAAUUACGUCGGCGCUGUACGUACCGUUGUUAACAUCCCGGGACGCCGUGUGCAUGGGAGUCAUGCUCUGGGCCAGCGGCUCCACGGUUCUCACCCUGCACAGGCACAAGCAGCGGGUCCGACACAUCCAUAGGAACUUUAGGCCCACUUAUGAAACAGUGGCAUCACAAGAGGGUAAUUAA